Arachis stenosperma is the source of this 797-nucleotide messenger RNA. RefSeq lists its product as uncharacterized. The record is from RefSeq and is a predicted model, not a curated record. NCBI's taxonomy places the organism in Eukaryota, Viridiplantae, Streptophyta, Magnoliopsida, Fabales, Fabaceae. The transcript is spliced from 2 exons. The coding region runs from base 183 to 557 and encodes 124 amino acids.
AGCAUUCAAGCAAACCUUCUAGGUCACAAAAUCAAAAUCUCUCACUCCUCACAUCCAAAUCUCACUCACACUGCGAUCUAAUCACUUAUUCCUUCGCGCAUUUGCUUCGAUCUCGUUGGAUUUCACUCCCAGUCUCGCUCUUGCUCGAUCUCGAUCUCGAUCUCGCUCGAUCUCGAUUCUCGAUGGAGCCAACAAGUUCAACUUCACCGUGCAGAAUGACGGUGAUCAAGUCACGCUCAAGACCAAGAUUGUUACUGCCAAGAUCACUGGCACGCUCAUUGACGAAGACCCGCUCGCGAUCUACACCAUUGAUAAGGUUCUACUUCCCAGGGAGCUUUUCAAGGCCCUGGCUCCGUCUCCUUCGCCCGCGCCUGCACCGAAGCCAGCCGCCGCGGACGCUCCUGCAUCCCCGAAGAAAGAGGGAAAGAAGUAGAAGCAGAAGGCAGCCGACGCACCGGCAGAUGAGGAAUCAGCGCCUGCGGAUUCGCCCAGUGAUGCCGCCGAUGACAGCGCUGACGACGGUAACGGCGCUGUUAGGUUUGACGGCGUCAGGCUAAAAAGCUUGAUGCAGCCUUGGAGGAGUAUAGAAGUAAAGGAGGAAUCGGAUUCUAUCACUCAUCACUUAUUUCCCACAACUGUAGUUGAUUUUCAGGAAAUUAAAUUCCCUAUGUUUAGCACUAUGGAAUUCAGACAAAUUUUAGUUAUCGACUACAUCAUUUCACUUCGAAACCAGAAUAGUGCAUUAGCAGUUAAUGGACAUUAAAACCAAUUGAUUAAUGUAUGUAUGUUUAAUUGAA